Molecule: messenger RNA, 270 nt
Organism: Adineta steineri
Lineage: Eukaryota; Metazoa; Rotifera; Eurotatoria; Adinetida; Adinetidae
Source: the annotation of a GenBank genome assembly
AUGGCCAAUCCUCUAGUCGCUGCACUCGGUCCAGUCGGUGGCCUUGCAGCGUGUGCUUGCUGUUUAAUUAUUGCUGCUAUAUGGGGUCUUUUUGCUACCAUGAUUGCAUUAGCCGUUUAUACAAAGGAAUGGCGAGAUGCUAUCAAAAGAGCAAAUAACAUCAGUGGUGCUGGAGAUGUACAAAUGUUCUUUAGUCACGCUCUUCUCCUUGGCAUACUUUGCGUAUAUGGCUAUGUUGGUCUUCGGCGAGCAAUUCGCUCAGCUAACUAA